Messenger RNA from Penicillium cinerascens, 2112 nucleotides. RefSeq lists its product as uncharacterized. NCBI's taxonomy places the organism in Eukaryota, Fungi, Ascomycota, Eurotiomycetes, Eurotiales, Aspergillaceae. Bases 1 to 2112 code for a protein of 703 amino acids. Gene Ontology annotation, biological process: regulation of DNA-templated transcription. The transcript has 2 exons. The record is from RefSeq and is a predicted model, not a curated record. Gene Ontology annotation, molecular function: DNA-binding transcription factor activity, RNA polymerase II-specific; zinc ion binding.
AUGACCUCCGCGGCAGAUAGCGCCCCACUGCGCGUCUCGCAGCGGCGGCCGCUCGCGUGUCGAGAGUGCACCAGGCGCAAGCGCAAAUGUGACAAGCAGAUCCCUUGCUCCCGAUGCCGACGCCUCCACCUUGAAUGCUCAGUGGAAACAGUCCGGCUGCGCCGGGACACUGUGCAACAUGCGUUUGAAAUUCAAUUCUUAGGCUCAAUCUUAGCAGAUCUGGAUUCUGCUUCUGAGAAGCCGCCUCAUGUUGCCCAGAAAAUCCGAGACAGGAUUGAUCAACUGCAGACUGGCACUGGUGAUGCGUCUGAUCAGAUGAACCUUGACUCGGCGCAGGAGGACUUGAGAUCCUCGGAAGGUCUUGAUGAAAAACCCAUACAGCAUCGACUCCUUGACGUGCUCCCGGAGAGUACGGAUCCCCCUAUUCUGACUGCAAUCGAACAUCUUGCCUGGGGUCGAAACUCCGCGGGAUGCUUCCCUCACAGGAGAUGCGCUUGCCAGUAUCGUCGAGACAGCCCGGAGCUUUUGUCGAUGAACGGCGGGCCUUUCCAAAUACAGGGCUCUGCCUUGGAGUCUAUGGUUCAUAUUCCCCCAGUCUCCGAUGCCCAGAAGCUCAUCAGAUUCCAUGUCGGCCAUUUGACAUGGCAUCAUAACUGCUUCCACGGCCCGACCUUCCUCGAGCAAUGCGAGUUAUUCUGGAGAACGGGGAGAUGUGACCAUCCUCUCUGGAUGGCGCUUUAUUUCGCUGUUUUGAGCUGCACCGUCAACUCCAUUCAGAACAGCCGCAAACUAAGAGCGCUCACCGAUGUUGACCUUUACCUUGCGAUGCAGCCCGCUCAGCUACUGUUCUCCGCGAUGAUUCAAACUCUGUACAGCUCACACUUCCUGAACGACCUCUCAAUAUACUCCGUCCAGGCCAUUGUGAUAUCAACAGAGGUUGCUCACAACCUCGGCCUCAGCCAGUUGAAUGCAACUCUAUUCAACGCCGCGGUUCGCAUCGCCGAGUGUCUUGGAAUUCAUAAAAUCAAAGAACACACAACAACCCUGACCCAUACCAAAGACGAGUGGGAAGAGCGCGUCGAGCGAGAAGUCGGCAAACGCGUGUGGUGUCAGAUGGUCAUCCAAGACCACUUCGCCAUUCCUUUCACCGACACAUACAGCAUCUCCCCAAUGCAUUUCUCCACGGGCCGGCCCCUGAAUGCAGAUGAGCGCAAUCUGGUAGAAUUGCCGACAGAAACGCCGACGAUCAGCACCUAUGUCCGAGUGCUUGUGGAACUUGCCGCAUUGAUGCCGGGCCUCGCAGAUGGACUUGGUCCACUCACGAAACGAAAACCCCGUCGAGAGCAAUACGAACAUAUCUUACGGAUCGAUCAGAAGAUGCGAGCGAUCGUCAACAACAUACCCUCAUUUUUGUUACGGUCGGAUAAGGUGAAAGAGGCACAAAUACCGUGGCUCGGUAUCGCCCGACGGAGUCUUGCCAUCACGGCAGCUGAAAAAAUCAUCAUGAUCCACCGACCAUUCCUCUUCCGAUCAUUCCAUGAUACAGCAUAUAGCCAUUCCCGACGUACCUGUGUCGCGGCUGCCAUGACCAUUCUGCGAGAACACGAAGCGAUUGUCGAAGAAGACGAUCUCUCCAUCUGGACGCAUACAGCCUUUGCCAUCACGGCAGCGGUCAUUCUCUGCUUCGAAGGGAAUGCCCUGGUGAAAGAUCCAAACAACGCAAAAGUCGACGUCUACAGAGAAGUGGUAUCCGCCGCUCGCGACCGUCUCGCUUCUCGAAACAGCGACAUACUCGCCCAGCGAGGGGUUGCUCUCAUCGAUGCGAUUUCCAUUGCCGAAGGAUCCGCCUACGGUGCUUCGGAUCUUAACCGGGGCUCGUCAAUCGAUGUCAACAGAGUCUUUGCCAAUUUUUCAACACUAAGCCGGUCGAAUCUGAAUGCUAGUGCGGAGGACAUCAUAUUUGGCAAGAUCCUUGGUGAAAGCCCCGAAGGCCGAACGGGUUCGGCAAUUGAUCCCGAGGAGAUGCAGUUGGCUUGGAACCAAGAAGAAGUUGAUUUUGAUUCUUGGUUCAAUGAGGUUUUCCACAAUUUCCAAGGUCCUCCUUCAUUAUGA